AAGCUGUGGUUGCCGUGGUGAUCGUGUGAGGGGCGGGGCCACGCCGCUGCGUCACAUCCGCUCAUCUCCAACCCGGAAGACCGGGAGCCAUGAUGAUGCGCGAUCCGUUCGCGUUUUUUCCGUGAGAACCGCUUUGAUGGGACACACACACACAUACACACAGAGAGAGAGAGAGGGAGAGAGAAAGCGUGUGUUUUCAGGGCGAGUAUGGAGUUCCCGGGAGGAAGUGACAGCUACCUGGCCAUCAGCGGCGAGGGCCAGCACUUCCUGUCCUCCUCGUUCCCCGCCGAGACGUUUCACACUCCCAGUCUGGGCGAUGAGGAUCUGGAUCUGGACCCGGACUCGGCGCUGGGCGUCUCUGGCGUGGUGUCUGAUUUCGGAGAGCUGGACGACGGCGGGCCGGCUGGGGUUCCCGGGAACGCUGUGGUCGGAGGCAAUGACCCAUCGUUCGCCUCGACCUUCGUGAACACGCCGUCUCAGAGUCUGGAGCACCUGAGUCUGAUGAGCCAGCAGAGCGGCGGACCGAUGCUGGGGUCUGCACUGGGAAUGGAUCUCGCUCAUCCUAUUGGCUCUCAGUUCAGCAGCUCUUCUCCAAUGACCAUCGACGUCCCGCUGAGUGACAUCAACCACGGCCUGCUGGGCCACACCCAGCUGACCACCAUCGACCAAUCAGAGCUCAGCGCGCAGCUGGGCCUCAGUCUGGGCGGCGGCACCAUCCUUCCCCGCCCACAGUCACCUGACCAGCCGCUGUCCACUGAUUCGCUGUCUGAUUCGCUGCACGACGACGACAUGGACGACUUCAGACGGAAGAGCGUUCUGGUGGACUCUCCGGUGUCUCUGUGUGUGUCGUCUGGCGUCAUCUCCCUCUCGCCGUCUCUGUUGGAGCAGCAGGCCGUCCCAGCAUCCUCUGCUGCUCCCGUACGGAAGGCAGUCGGCGGGAAAAAGGGCAAGAAGAAGAAAGACCCGAACGAGCCGCAGAAACCCGUGUCGGCUUACGCACUCUUCUUCAGGGACACGCAAGCCGCCAUCAAGGGCCAGAACCCCAGCGCCACCUUCGGAGAGGUGUCCAAGAUCGUGGCCUCCAUGUGGGACAGUCUGGGAGAGGAGCAGAAACAGGUCUACAAGAGGAAGACAGAAGCUGCCAAGAAGGAGUAUCUGAAGGCCCUGACAGCUUACAAAGCCAAUCAGCUGUCACAGCAGCCGACUAUUGAAGUGUUAGACGCUCCUGCGUCUCCUGCCGCCGCCGUGGCCCCGCCUCCCGAACCCGCAUUGACCGUCACCCCGCCGCGCUCGUCCCGCAUCCCGCUGCACGCGCCCGACAACAACACCAUCACCAACAUCUGCACCUCCAACAUCAUCCUGGACCUGCCGCAGGUGACGACGCGCUCGCGCACAGGUGCGCACAAACCCCCGGCCCCGCCCCCCGUCAACAAGAUCCUCAUCUCCAAGCAGCAGCUGCAGGCGCCGCGGCAACCUCCGCCACUGCAGCAGAUGCAGAACACGCCUCCACCCCCGCGCCUGCAGCAGAUGGUACAUUCCCCGGCUCCGCCCCCUCUGCAGGCCAAACCGCGACAGGUGGUUGCCAUGGCGCCGCCGCCGCCCCUGCAGAUCAAGAUCGUCCCGGCGCCCUCGCAGACCGACAUGAGCGCGCCGAUCAUCGUGACGACCGCGGCCUCGUCUGUGGUGGAGGCGCCGCCGCCCGCUGCCAUAGUAACAGACCUGUCGCCGUCGGCAACCGAGGAGGUGGCUGAAGAAGGGAUGGAGGUGGAAGUGAACGUGUCUCCGGCUCCAGACGCUCCCAGUGUGUGUGUCCGCGCCGGCUGCAACAACCCACCCAUAGAGAGCAAAGACUGGGACCGAGAGUACUGCAGCAACGAGUGUGUGGCCACUCACUGCAGGGACGUGUUCAUGGCCUGGUGUGCCAUCAGAGGACAAAACUCAACCAGCGUCACAUAGAACCGCACGAACACAAACGAGACGGACAGACGUGUGUGUGUGUGUGUGUGUGUGUGUGUGUGUGUGUGUAGCGUGGAGCUUUGGCUGAAUAAGAACAGCAGAAAAACCCAUCGAAAGCUCGACGUGAAACCGUUACAUGCAUCUUCACAUGUACAGACUGAUUCGGAGAAAAGCAGCGGAAAUCUUGGGAUUUCUUAAAUAGUAAUAAAAAAAGGUGUUCAGGAUGAAAAAGUGAGUAUUUAAACAGAUUCCCAUAAUGUAACUGUGUAUGACUGUGGUAUUUGGUGUCAAAGUGCAGGAUGGCGGCCAUUUUUACCAGGUGUGUUUGUUCUCGUGUGUCAAAACACCGUCCAGAAACACGUUUUACGCAAGUAUGCAAACAUAUACUUGUUUGUGUGCCUGCAUAGAGGGUGUUUCUGCCGUUGAGCACGAGUGUGUGUGUGUGUGUGUGCGAUUGAGCACUAAACCGAUUCUUAAGCUAAUAACAGACUGUUUUAAAACCAUGACGUCACUUUUGUGAAUGUUCCCGAUUUCGGCGCUCGCUUGAUUUCAUUUUGAACAAGGGCAAAAAUUACCAUGGUAACUUCAGUUCCUGCCCAAAAUUCCGUUGUUACUAUGGUUACUGUUACAAUAGAACUGUGGUAACUAACCACCGUAAAAUCAAAACGGCACUGUUUGAGGCGCCGUGUUUAUUGUGAUUUUAUUAUACUAACAACAAUUAUAGACUCUAUUUACACGAAUGCAUUUGGCAGACGCUUUUAUCCAAAGUGACUCGAGCUGUACGUUUAAUUGGUUCAUGCGUUGCCUGGGAAUCGAACCCGUGAGCUUUAACGCCGUAAUUGAGAAACUGUGGUUACUAUGGUACAUUUUUGCAAAGGAGUGUUUUAAUAUCUUUUACAUUUUCUGAACUUACUGUGACGCACGCUGUGGAUUAAAAACGAAUAGAUUUUAUAUUGGGGGAAAUGUACAGAAACCAACAUUAUACAUGUAACUGCUUUAAUGAAAAUGUGAUGGAUUUUUUUUUCUUUUUUGAUUUUUCUUUUAUUCCUUUGACUUUUUGGACUGUAUCAUCAUCAUCUCAGUUCUCUUACUGUAUUGAGUAUGUGAGUUGAAUAAACAAUCAAAUGGAAAAAAUAAAUAAAUAAAUAAAACCGUAAUGUGUUUCUUUGGUCAU
Sinocyclocheilus rhinocerous is the source of this 3130-nucleotide messenger RNA. RefSeq names its product TOX high mobility group box family member 4 b (gene tox4b). The transcript has 9 exons. The record is from RefSeq and is a predicted model, not a curated record. Gene Ontology annotation, biological process: regulation of transcription by RNA polymerase II. Gene Ontology annotation, molecular function: chromatin DNA binding. Gene Ontology annotation, cellular component: nucleus. NCBI's taxonomy places the organism in Eukaryota, Metazoa, Chordata, Actinopteri, Cypriniformes, Cyprinidae. The coding region runs from base 208 to 1956 and encodes 582 amino acids.